UGCGGGCGGAAGGGGGCAUGGCAGGAAGCGAAGAUGGUUUUGGAUUCCAUUCCCUUGGUUUAUUUUUACCUACUUCCCUGUUCCCUGCCAGCCCCCCUCCGUCUCCUCUUCCCCCUUCCUCCGCUCUUGUCGUUUGUCGUUUGUUAUCAUGGUCCCCGAAGGAGCCCGCCCCGCAGGAUCCAUGAAAUUCUGCAUUCGACGUGUAUGACCCCCCUUCCUCGCAUUUACCUACACUUCGCCGUUUUUGCCGCACCCGUUGCUCCUGUCAGGGCCGCCUGGACUUAACAAAGGCAUGGGUCAAGCUGCGGCGGUUAGUUCGCCUCAGUCGACAGAUCGCUUAAGA
Molecule: messenger RNA, 343 nt
Organism: Aspergillus uvarum CBS 121591
Lineage: Eukaryota; Fungi; Ascomycota; Eurotiomycetes; Eurotiales; Aspergillaceae
Exons: 1
Coding region: 34-285 (83 amino acids)
Source: RefSeq, a predicted model, not a curated record